AUACUUGGGUACUGAUUAGUCAGUACCCAAUUUUACUGACUACCAAUAAAAAUUUGACACCUAUCCAUAUUAUGUUAUUUCGAACUGCUACAAUUUCCGUAACCAAACGCCUCCUAUCCUCCUAAGGUUCUGCAAUGGAGAUUUGGAGAAAUGCCAGGCUCUUCCAACCUCUGCCCUCCGUCGACCACAUCCACGUAUCCUCCUCCUUCAUCUCUCUUCCGUCAAAUCCGCGACCAUCUUUUUCUCGAUGCAACCAUGGUGGCAAGGAGAGGAAGCGGCGCCAAGUCACGACCAAAGAGUGAGCAGGUGCGUAAGUGCUGCCAUGGCGAAGGAGAAGGUUGGGUAUGAGUGGGCAGGGUUUAGUUCGACGGAGGAGAGAUUGAUUGAGAAAUUUGGGUUGGAUUUGAUGCAAUGGGAUCUGCAGCAUGGCCUAAGUAGGACAGAGGAGAGAAACUGGUUGUUUGGUUACCGGAGCAAUAUCUCAGAGUUGUUGUUUGGUUAUAGGUUUAGAGGGAGCUUUAAAUGACACAUGGCUUUAUUUGAUUGGGCCAUAGUCAGUCGGAAUAUAAGUGUCGGCCGUUUAAGUUCACGCGGUCGAGUAGAGCAAGUUCUGGCACAUGUACAAUAUGAAGAUGAAGUUGAUGAUGAGGAUUCUAUUACUCUGCUUCCUCAGCUGCUUCUGGUUUCAGCUGUCCUUUGCUCAAAAUGCUACCACUGAUCAAUCUGAAGUGAGGGCGUUGAACUCAAUAUUUGAACAAUGGGACACACAAGCAGUGCCGGGGCUGUGGAAUAUCAGUGGAGAACCCUGCAGUGGAUCUGCCAUCAACGGCACCGGCUUUGAGAGCGAAAUUAACAACCCAGCCAUCGCUUGCGACUGUACUUACGACAAUGGUACUACAUGCCACAUCACCAAACUGAGAGUGCAAGCUCGGUACAAACGAGGGGUGUUUCCUGAAGAAUUUUUGGCUCUAAGAUAUCUCGCAGUUUUGAAAAUCGAUCAGAAUUAUUUCAAAGGUCCACUACCGGUAUUCAUUGGCAAUAUGUCUGCAUUGAUUACAUUGUCAAUUGCCCACAAUUCAUUCUCUGGGCCCAUCCCCAAGGAGCUUGGAAACCUUACGGAGCUAAAUAUACUGGCCAUCGGAUCAAAUAAUUUCUCCGGAACACUCCCUCUAGAACUUGGUAAUUUAGUCAAGCUCCAGGAAAUUUACAUGGACAGCUGCGGACUCAGUGGUGAAAUUCCUUCAACAUUUGCCAAGCUCACCAGUACGCAAAUCUUUUGGGCAUCGGACAGUCUUUUCUCAGGAAAGAUACCUGAUUUCAUAGGGAAUUGGACACAACUCACUUCUUUGCGAUUUCGAGGGAACUCUUUCGAAGGCCCAAUACCAACCAGCUUUUCUCAACUGACCUCAUUGAACUCUCUGCAAAUCAGUGAUAUAUACAAUGGGAGCUCCUCUCUUGAUUUCAUAAAAAAAAUGAAGAACUUGACUGAUUUAAAACUACGAAACGCAUUAAUCACUGGUAACGUCCCUUCUGACAUUGGAGAAUAUCAACGUCUACAGAUACUGGAUCUGAGUUUCAACAAUUUGACAGGCCAACUCCCAAGUUCUUUGUUCAACUUGAAUUCUCUUACAUCUUUGUUUCUUGGAAACAAUAGUCUGUCCGGACCUCUUCCGAGCCAAAAAAGCAAUCUACUUCAGACUAUAGAUUUGUCUUACAAUUUUUUAUCAGGAAGCUUUCCCCAAUGGGUGACCACAAUAUCACAAUUGAACUUAGCGGUCAACAACUUCACAUUUGACAGUUCAAACAUAACUACUCUUCCUGGAUUGAAUUGCCUCCAGAGAAAUUUUCCAUGCAAUCGAGAUACCCCACGAUAUGCAAACUUCUCAAUCAACUGUGGUGGACUGCAAAUGAUGGGACGUGAUGGCAUAUUGUAUGAGGCUGAAGACUCCGCUCUUGGUCCAGCAACAUUCAUUGUAACCAGUACAGAGAAAUGGGCUGUCAGCAAUGUCGGUAUGUUUUUUGACGGAGUAAACCGAUUGUUUUUGGAAAAGACCGUUGAACAAGUCACCGGAACAGAUGUGACCCCGGAGCUUUUCCAGACUUCAAGAUUGUCCCCAGGAUCAUUGAGAUACUUUGGCCUGGGUCUUGAGAAUGGACCUUACACUGUAACAUUGCACUUUGCAGAGACGGUUUUUGAUAGGGACAUUCAGCACACUUGGGAAAGUCUAGGACGGUGUGUAUUUGAUAUCUAUAUUCAGGGUACCCGCAAGAUAAAGGACUUUGACAUAUCCAAGGAGGCAGGUGGGGUUAAUGUAGGAAUUAUGAAAAGAUUCAAUGUUAGCGUGUCAGAGAAUUAUCUUGAAAUUCAUCUGUUCUGGGCUGGUAAAGGGACUUGUUGCAUACCAGGUCAUUACGGCUCACUAAUAGCAGCCCUCCAUUCUGCUUCAGAUUUUAUACCAACAGUUUCCGGGCUUCCACCAACUACUCCAGGAAAGAAGAGCAGGACUGGGUUGAUAGUUGGUAUUGCAGUUCCUCUUGGAGUUGUGAGCUUGCUAUUAAUAUUUGCAAUUCUAUAUAUGAGGAGGAAAAAAUCAGAAAAAGAGGACCACGAGGAUAUUCUAGGAUUAGGCCCUCGACCAAAUACUUUCAGUUAUGCUGAGUUGAGAGCUGCAACCGAAUAUUUUAAUCCUUCAAAUAAGUUAGGAGAAGGAGGAUACGGCCCUGUUUAUAAGGGUACACUUUUUGAUGGGAGAGUAGUGGCUGUGAAGCAACUUUCAGUAGCAUCUCACCAAGGGAAGAGUCAAUUUGUAUCUGAAAUUGCUACCAUAUCUACUGUGCAACAUCGGAAUCUAGUGAAAUUGUAUGGAUGCUGCAUCGAAGGCAGCCACCGCAUUUUGGUUUAUGAGUAUCUUGAAAACAAGAGCCUUGAUCAGGCACUUUUUGGAACAAGUAACUUGCACCUUGACUGGCCUACUCGAUUCAAUAUAUUGUUGGGAACAGCAAGGGGACUUGCUUACCUUCAUGAGGAGUUAAGGCCAAGGGUUGUACACCGAGAUGUCAAAGCGAGUAAUAUUUUGCUCGAUGCAGAACUCUCCCCAAAAAUAUCAGAUUUUGGACUGGCAAAGCUUUAUGAUGACGAGAAAACCCACAUCAGCACCCGGGUUGCAGGGACAAUAGGCUAUUUGGCACCGAAGUAUGCAUUGUUUGGACAUUUGACAGAGAAGGCCGAUGUGUUUGGUUUUGGAGUCGUCGUUUUGGAGAUCCUCAGCGGGAGACCAAACUCUUACAAUAACUUGGAUCAAGAAAAGAUUUAUCUUCUUGAAUGGGUAUGGACUCUACAUGAAAACGACCAAACUCUAGGGUUGGUGGAUCCGAGAUUGACAGAGUUUGAUGAAAUUGAAGCAACUAGAUUGAUAAGAGCAGCUCUCAUGUGCACGCAGGGAUCACCGAUGGCGAGGCCAUCUAUGUCACGUGUGGUUGCAAUGCUCUCUGGAGACAUUGACAUAGGCACUGUCACGUCGAAGCCAAGCUAUUUGACAGAUUAUGAUUUUAAAGAUGUAACAACAUUGUCAACAGGUAGAUUUUUGGUGGAGGAUGAGACCCCAUCAACUGCAUCCAAGGAUAGUAAUGUUCGCCUCAACUAUCAGCCGGGAGGCAGCAAUGCAAGUGGUACUAACACUCCUUGGAUUGACCCUGCAUCAUCUGUAAACGUCACUCAAUCACUGCUCGCUGGCGUUAGAGGAGAAGGAAGGUGAUAAAUAUUAGGAAAUGAUUUCCACAUGCUUCUUUUAUCCCUUUGUGCGCCCUUGUACUUGUUUUGGACCCUUUCCUUUUAUAUAAUACACAUUUUAAUAAUUAAUUGUAAUUGUACUUUAAAUUUGGCUUUUGGUUGUGGGCAGGGGACUGGCAUGCCAGAUUUGAAUAUAUCUUAGAUGCAUGUAUAUUCUACUUA
Messenger RNA from Pyrus x bretschneideri (Chinese white pear), 3952 nucleotides. Its product is annotated as probable LRR receptor-like serine/threonine-protein kinase At1g56130. The record is from RefSeq and is a predicted model, not a curated record. Bases 618 to 3755 code for a protein of 1045 amino acids. Lineage: Eukaryota; Viridiplantae; Streptophyta; Magnoliopsida; Rosales; Rosaceae. Gene Ontology annotation, biological process: protein phosphorylation. Gene Ontology annotation, molecular function: ATP binding; protein binding; protein kinase activity. The transcript has 25 exons.